AUGGAAGCACAGUUAUCAAAUAGCAUGAGGAAUGAUCAAGAGAUGAUCCUCGACACGAGCAAGAGAAGCACGUCAACGCUGCAAAGAAGCAAAAUCGAGCCCACAAAAAGUUUCAAGUUCCUGUCAUCUUCCGCAGAAGAAGAAGCAUCUCUUGCUCACUAUGAAACAAGAGCAGUGCGAUGCCUCCGUCUUGUAGUUUUGAUCGUGCUGGUGAUUGCUGCAACUGUUGUUGGCGUGUUGGCCUACGAUUAUGCUCUAGAGGAAGAAAUCAAGGAGUUUGAACGCAACUUUGAAGCCAACGCGUUCAAGCUAGUCGAAUCCUUCCACAACGCCAUUGAUUACAGGUUGGGAGCUUUCAACUCAUUUGCGAAUGCGUUGACAUCGUAUUCCAUUGAGACUGGAAAUGAUUUUCCAUUUGUGACGCUUCCCGACUUUUCUAUUCGAGGAGCGGACACGAGAAUUCUGUCUGGGGCUCACGUCUUUCACUGGCUUCCGCUUGUUUCGGAUGCGGAUCGAGAGAGAUGGGAAGAGUAUGCUUUCGAAGAGAGGGGACAAAUAGACAAGGAAUUUCAACUCGAUAGACAACAGCGUACGCAGCAAGACAAGGAUUUUGCGGAUGUCGCUGCCGAUGGCAAUGUUAGAUUUCUUCAGAAUAAUAAGCAGGAAGAAGAAGACGCUGAUGGUUCAGAGGAAGCAACAGAGGAAAUACCUGCUCCAAGAAACAACACCGUUGUAGAUGAUGGGUCGGGUUACCACAUGAAGAUAUUUAGCAAUGGAGCUUUGGAGCCUCAAGGUGAUCAGCCCAAUAAUACCGGACCAUAUCUUCCGAUUUGGCAGAGGAGCCCUGUAAGCGGUGCAAAGCAGAGAAUUCUAAACUUAGACUUCUCCAGGACGAACGCUUUGAAAGGGGUCUUGCCCAUUGUGCAGAGGAGCAAUGAGGCAGUCCUCAACUGGGCGAUCGUGCCAAUUCCAAGUGGGAGAGCCCAGCUUGAGGCAUCCCUUAAAAUUUCACAAUUCCGCAAUGACGUGGAAGCGUACUUGAAUGAUCCAGCUAGCUUUUUGACAUACCCAGUCUUUGACGGAUUCACGAAAAAUAGGACAUUGGCUGGUGUCCUUGUUGCGCCACUCUAUUGGAGUCUCAUUCUACAAAACUCUGUUACAUCAGUAGAGGGGAUCUUCUGCGUCAUUGAAAACUCGUUCAAUCAGACCUUCACUUACCAAAUUGACAGCGCGUCGGUAGAAUUCCUUGGAAUGGAUGACCUACAUGACGAAAGCUUUGACUAUCUUGAACUUUCUGCUGAUGUGAACAGGUACCUUCGACGUCACGCUGCUCCCUCCUCUCGCGCCUACACCACAGUGCCACUCAACGAAGACUUUGGGCAAUACAAAAUCCGAGUAUAUGCAUCUGCUGUGACCAAGGAUGCAUUUACAACGAAUCGCCCAUUGGUGUUCUUGACCGUCGUUCUCGCUGCCUUUCUGUUCACAUCUAUUGUGUUUUUGCUCUUUGUGUACGUUGUCGAGCAACGUCAACAAUUGGUGCUGCAAAUUGCCAUUGAUAAUGCUGAAAAGGCUGCCGAGACGGAACGCGAGCUCAACGAGUUCUUGUCGCAUGAGGUGCGGAACCCACUGGCCGCGGCUAUGGUCAGUAUGCAGUUUGUGGCAUCUGCAGCAGACGACCUGGCCAAGGAAGUAGAGUCCAAGCAUGGGGCACCAGAGUUUGAACGAACUCUGAGCAAAAAAGGGGAAACGCUCAAGGCACUCAAGGAGGAUAUCAACAUCGUCGAUGUCUGCUUGACUUUUAUCAAUGACUUUCUGAGAAGCAUGCUUGACAUGCACCGAGCCAAUGCUGACAAGCUACAACUGAAAGCUAGUCCUAUCGAUAUUAAGACUUGCAUUUUCGAGCCUAUUAAUACAAUGGUUCGAUCUCGAGAUGCCGACUAUGAAUUCAUUGUGGACUGCCCAGAUGAUUUGAUUGUCAUGACAGACAGCUUGAGACUCAAACAAAUUGUUUUGAAUCUGGUUCGGAAUUCGGCCAAGUUCAUUCACCAUGGUUUCAUCCGUCUUCGUGCCGAUGUCAGAAACGGGAUGGUUUGUUUGUAUGUUGAAGAUUCUGGUCCUGGAAUACCGCUAGAGAAACGCCAAGCACUCUUUCAGAAAUUCCAAAGCAGCCUUGAUAUGUUGAGUCAAGGAACUGGGGUUGGGCUUUGCUUAUGCAAGAGCCUUAUUGAUGCAAUGGGAGGUGAAAUAUCGUUGGACGACUCGUUCCAAAGCGGAGUGGUGGGCAGCCCUGGAGUGAGCUUUGUGAUUGCUCUGAACCAACCGCAGGUGCGGCUUGAAUCAUUUGAAAAGCAGGACGAAAAAGGAACCAAAGACAGUGUAGUGUAUGAAAUCGAAACGCGACAAUUUGAAGAAGCGGCAUCUGAGGCUUUAAUCGUUGCAAAUGAAAAGCCCAACGAGCUGGCUCCAACUGCGCUUCCGGAGUCCUUGAAAGUUCUUUUUGUUGAUGACGACAACAUGGUUCGGAAGCUCUUUGCUAGGGCCGUGAAGAGGGUUGCCCCGGGCUGGAACGUUCAGGAAGCUGCGAAUGGGGAAACUGCUUUGAGACUGGUUGAGGCAGACGAGUUCGAUUUGAUUUUCAUGGACAUGUAUAUGGCGUCUGUCAACAAACAAUUGUUGGGCACUGUGACACACAAUUUUAAAACUGUGCAGUUUUAA
Messenger RNA from Cylindrotheca closterium, 2715 nucleotides. Lineage: Eukaryota; Bacillariophyta; Bacillariophyceae; Bacillariales; Bacillariaceae. The record is from the annotation of a GenBank genome assembly.